Messenger RNA from Patella vulgata (common limpet), 8510 nucleotides. RefSeq names its product F-box only protein 11. NCBI's taxonomy places the organism in Eukaryota, Metazoa, Mollusca, Gastropoda, Patellidae. The record is from RefSeq and is a predicted model, not a curated record. Gene Ontology annotation, molecular function: zinc ion binding; protein binding. The transcript has 19 exons. Gene Ontology annotation, biological process: protein ubiquitination; regulation of apoptotic process; ubiquitin-dependent protein catabolic process. Bases 79 to 2718 code for a protein of 879 amino acids.
UUUCAAUAUGGCUUCUCGCUAAAUUCUUUUUCAGCAUUCAGCAAAUAUUGCAAUUUUUAACAUACUUUUAGGGCAGAGAUGUCCAACCAAUCUGCACGUUCUACCAGGUUGAAUGCCAGAAAUCUUAGAAAGAGGGCCAGAACUAAAUCUGAACAGCGAAAGAGACAUAAUGCAGAUUCUCUGGUUGCAGCUGAAGCCCUGGAGGCAGAACCAGGCCCCAGUAGCCCAAACCUCAAAUAUAAUUUACGCCGUCGUCGAACUAUCGACACUCUUACCAAAGAACCUAUAUCUUCCAAUACCUGCACACCUGUUAAAAGGAGAAGAAAGUCAGCAAGCAUAAAUCCAGCACUGAUCCCAACAGGAUCUGUUGGAGCAAAAUAUUUACAAGAAGAUUUACCCGAUGAAGUGCUAUUAAAAAUAUUCUCCUAUUUAUUAGAAUUUGAUUUAUGUAGAGUAUCACAAGUCUGUAGAAGAUUUCAUUCUAUAGCUAAUGAUGAUGAAUUAUGGAAAACCUUGUAUAAAGAUGUAUUUGAAUAUGACAGUCCAUUAAUGUUACAAAAUACAGAGCCAAAAUCUUACGAAUUUAUACCUUCAUCAGAAAUGGUCAAAUAUGAUAAUCCAUGGAAAGAAAGCUUUGGACAACUGUACCGAGGUGUUCAUGUUCGACCGGGAUAUAGUAAUUCUUCACAAGUACGACGCAAACGAUAUAAAGGAAGAAACUUAGUGUAUUUUGAUGCUAUAGAACCAGCUCAUCAGUAUGUUGAUACUAAAGAAAUCUAUGAUCCAUUAAUAUUUAUACACACUGGCGUUUAUCAAGGAGAAUUACUCUUAAUAGAUACACCUGUCACAUUAAUUGGAGCAGCUCCAGGAAAUGUGAUGGAUCAUGUAUUUAUUGAACGUGAAAUGGAAUCCACUAUAAUGUUUGUAGAAGGUGCCAAUGGAGCUUAUUUAGGUUAUGUUACAUUAAAAUUUUCUCCUGAUAUAACAUCGUCUGUACCCCACCAUCGACAUUAUGCACUGGAAGUGACAGAAAAUUCUUCUCCUAUAAUUCAACAUUGUAGAAUACGUAGUACAUCUGUUGUUGGAGCUGCUGUAUGUGUAUCAGGUUCGGGUGCUGAUCCUACUAUUAAAAACUGCUAUAUCAAAGAUUGUGAAAAUGUUGGAAUGUAUGUUACAGAUUAUGCUACGGGGGUAUAUGAAGAUAAUGAGAUUAGUGGUAAUGCGUUAGCUGGUAUUUGGGUUAAAAAUCAUGCUACACCUAUAAUGAGAAGAAACCAUAUACACCAUGGAAGAGAUGUUGGUGUAUUUACGUUUGAAAAUGGAAUGGGUUAUUUUGAUUCCUGUGAUAUUCAUAACAACAGAAUUGCUGGUUUUGAAGUAAAAGCUGGUGCUAACCCAACUGUAGUACGAUGUGAGAUUCAUCAUGGUCAAACCGGUGGUAUUUAUGUACAUGAAAAUGGCAGAGGACAGUUUAUAGAAAAUAAAAUCCAUUCAAACAAUUUUGCUGGUGUAUGGAUUACAUCGAAUAGUGAUCCAACAAUAAGAAAAAAUGAAAUUUAUAAUGGUCAUCAAGGUGGUGUGUAUAUAUUUGGUGAUGGUAGAGGUCUUAUAGAACAUAACAAUAUACAUGGUAAUGCUUUAGCUGGUAUUCAAAUACGAACUAAUAGUAAUCCAAUAGUACGUCACAAUAAAAUACAUCAUGGUCAACAUGGUGGAAUAUAUGUUCACGAGAAGGGUCAGGGAUUAAUAGAAGAAAAUGAGGUUUACGCAAAUACAUUAGCUGGUGUAUGGAUAACAACAGGAAGUACACCAGUACUACGCAGGAACAGAAUACACAGUGGCAAACAGGUUGGAGUAUAUUUCUAUGAUAAUGGACAUGGUGUUUUAGAAGAUAAUGAUAUUUUUAAUCAUCUUUAUUCUGGAGUUCAGAUAAGAACCGAGAGUAACCCUUUAAUACGAAGGAAUAAAAUAUGGGGAGGACAAAAUGGUGGAAUAUUAGUGUAUAAUAGUGGUUUAGGAAUGAUUGAAAAUAAUGAAAUCUUUGAUAAUGCUAUGGCUGGAAUCUGGAUCAAAACUGACAGUAACCCUGUUUUACGUCAUAAUAAAAUUCAUGAUGGUCGAGAUGGGGGCAUUUGUAUUUUUAAUGGCGGAAAAGGCAUUCUUGAAGAGAAUGAAAUAUUUCGUAAUGCCCAAGCUGGUGUUUUAAUCAGUACCCAAAGUCACCCAAUAUUAAGAAGGAACAGAAUCUAUGAUGGCUUAGCGGCGGGUGUUGAAAUUACCAACAAUGCCACUGCUACUUUAGAAGCAAACAAAAUAUUUAAUAAUAAAUUUGGAGGUCUUUGUCUUGCCAGUGGAGUUAAACCCACACUCGAGGGUAAGGAUAAUAUUAUUAGUGGUAAUCAUAAUAUGGUAGAGAAAGCAGUAUCAUCAGGACAAUGUUUAUAUAAAAUAUCAAGUUACACCAGUUUUCCCAUGCAUGAUUUUUACAGAUGUAGAACUUGUAAUACAACCGAAAGAAACGCUAUUUGUUACAACUGCAUUAAGAACUGUCAUGCUGGCCAUGAAGUAGAAUUUAUUCGACACGAUCGAUUCUUUUGUGAUUGUGGGGCAGGAACAUUGAACAAUAACUGUCAGUUACAAGGGGAACCAACUCAAGAUACAGACACACUUUACGAUUCCGCCGCACCUAUGGAAUCGCACACAUUACGAGUGAAUUGACUGAUGACUUGUCAUCCUACAUUCUUGGUGUUGUGUUCAUCCGUUGGCAUGGAAUCAAUUUUUUUUGACAGCUGUCAAUCAGUGUUGUGAUUUUCCUCUGUAAGAAUCAGGCAUCCUGAUCCUUGACGCUGCUGUUCCAUAGCGCUAAGUAACGCCAGAGGUUGAUUUAUGGUUUUAUUGUGAAAUUCAGAUACUCAAUACUUAAAGUUGUUCGGAAUAUGGAGUCUGAAGACAAUCUUAAGGUGUAAAACCAUGAUAUUUUAGAGGUGACAAAUGAAAUGAAUCGAAAAAUGAUGAUGAAUAUCUUUUGCAUUUUUUUUAUUAUGAUUUUAUCAGUAUAAAUGAUAAGCCAAAGAAUAUACCAUAAUAUAAAAGGCUUAAGGAUAGGACAGGAGAAGCCAUUAGGGUAUGCUUGACAUACAUACAUCCAGUCAAUGUAAUUGACCAUUUUAUUCUAGAUAACAUUGAAUACAGUAGACCAAUAUUAGUAGUAUGCUGUUUAAAAAUGGAAUUGAUUAUAUAGAUAUUACGACCAAAACACUUGCUUCAAUACAAUUUUCUUUUAUUAUGUGUGGUAUUUUUUUAAACCUUGUAAAGGUUAUAUGUCAGCAAUCCUAUGGGUAUUUUUGGGGGAAUGGCAAAUGUAAUGAAUUUUUUCAACAUUUCUUUACAGAAUAAACUUUUUUGUUCUCUUAGCACAAUUGUGUGUAAUUUGGUGCAUGAUCGCAUGGCUUGUCUUGUAAAAUUCACAAGUUGUGAAAGUAAUCAAUUUUGUUCAAAUUAUUAUUUAAUGUUUAUUUGGACAUAUUGUUCAUCAUCCCACUGAAGUUUAUAACCUUUAUUCAAGUGAAAUCUAUUUUGUGCCUUGGUUAGUUUCAGAUUAAGUAAAUUAGUUAUAUAAUCCUUUGUUUGAGUAAAUGUAUCUCUCUAUUUAUUAUUUUAUUUAUCUUGUAGAUUUCGUUGUAAAUAUAUUUUAUUUCCUUUUCUUCUCAUUCAUAUCUUUUGCUUUUUAUAGGUCUAGAUAAUAAAUUUUCAGUUGCUAUGCAAUUGUAUAUUAUUAUCGAUUUCUCUUAGAUAAUUAAAGUCAAACUGUGUAUUUUGUUUAUGUUAAUAAUAUAUAUAUUUUACAUAAAGUUUAUUUACUAUUAUAAUAAGCCAGUGCUAGAAAUUGUAUGACACUUGACCUUAAUUACAAUUUAUAUUAUAUAGAAAAAACACUCCAUUUGAGAUCAAUAGAGAUGUGUCAUGUAAGAACAUUAUUAUGGUACAACCAAAAAUCAUUAACUAUUGAAUGAACCAGUGCAUGCAUAUUGCCACAUUGUAAGUUUGUCAUCAGAUUUGACUGUUUGCUCAAUUGCUAUGUCCCUUCCCUUAGCAAUCCCGGUAAAACCAAUGAUAUUUGUAACUUAUUCGAAUGAUUAUCAUAAAAUUUGCUAGUGAUUUAGUACUGCUUUGUCAAUUGAAUAUGGUAUGGAAUUUCCUAAAAAAAAAAAUAAAUAAAAAAAAAAAAAUGAUGCUUCUUUCACCAAGGUAGCUAGUAUGUAAUGGAAUAUAUAAAUUUAUGUAUUUUAUUCUCAAUAUAAUCUUAGGACCUUUCAAUUAAAACAGGUAGUCAUCACAUAAUGAAAACUCAAAAACAAGUUAUCAACAAAAUAUAGUUGAUCAAUACAUUUUGACAAAAUAGUCAGGUGUACAUGGUCAUCUAUCCAAAGCUGCCCUCAAGAGAUUUUCAUUUUGUAAGCAGACUUUUUUCAUUCGUUUAGUACAUUUUCGUCUUGUCAAAUCCGAAUUAGUAAAAAGUCAUUGCCAAAAUUGCACCAUUAGUUCAUUCAUUCAUUUUGUCUUAUCAACAAAAUAUUACUGAAUUUUCCUUCAUUUUCAUUGUGAAUAACUUGUCCAUAUGCAAUUUCUUCCAAUUUAGUUUGUGCGUUUUUUUACGCCCACAUUGAAAUGUGGUUGUUUAUUGUCGUCCGGCAGUCCGGCGUCCACAAUUGCUUGUGGACGCUCUAGAGGCUAAAGUUAAUAUCCGAUUGACUUUAAAUUUAUACACAGUGUUUAAGAUCAUGAGACGAAAAAGCCUAUUGAUUUUCAGUGAUUUCCGAUAAUUACUGCCAGAGUUAUGGCCCUUGAUCACUUCAAAAACUUUUGUGGACGUUCUAUAGGCUAAAGUUAAUAUCUGAUUGACUUUAAAUUUAUACACAGUGUUUAAGGUCAUGAGACGAAGAAGCCUAUUGAUUUUCAGCGAUUUCCGAUAAUUACUGCCAAAGUUAUGGCCCUUGAUCACUUCAAAAACUUUUGUGGACGUUCUAGAGGCUAAAAUUAAUAUCUGAUUGACGUUCAAUUUAUACACAGUGUUUAAGAUCAUGAGACGAAGAAGCCUAUUGAAUUUCAGCGAUUUCCGAUAAUUACUGCCAGAGUUAUGGCCCUUGAUCACUUCAAAAACUUUUGUGGACGUUCUAGAGGCUAAAGUUAAUAUCUGAUUGACUUUAAAUUUAUACACAGUGUUCAAGGUCAUGAGACGAAGAAGCCUAUUGAUUUUCACCAAUUUCCGAUAAUUACUGCCAAAGUUAUGGCCCUUGAUCACUUCAAAAAAUCUUGUGGACGCUCUAGAGGCUAAAGUUAGUAUCCGAUUGACUUAAGAUUGAUACACAGAGUUUAAGGUCUUGAAACGAACAAGUAUAUUGAUUUUCAAUGAAUUUUGAUAACUUGAACAGCAAAAUCCAUGAUAUUAAAUGUUUCGUUUACUUAACUUUAGCAUGGGGCAGACCUUUAUAAAAAGCCAAACAAAUUCUAAUGGUUUUCUGAUAAUUACUUAAUGUGUUGGUUGUUACUCUUAAUCAGAUUUUAGUGCAUUAUAAAUGUAUCAUUACCGAAAAAAGUAAAAAUGUGAGAUAACUCUUGUUGACUGCCGGACGAUUUAACUGCUGUGGGCGUAUGUUUCAUUGCCUGGCAACCUAUCUUUGUUUAUCUUGCCAAUCAUUUAUAUGUUUGUCUGAUUUUCUUCAUUUUUCUAUGUUUCAACUGAAUGUUAAAUCAAUUAAUACUAUAAUAAUGAUAUGUUUACCAUAGUUGCACGUAAAUGAUGCUAUGUUGUUGUGACCUGCCAAUCUAUUAAGUAUACAGAACGAUUAUCUUAGUUGUCACAGCGUUAUUUAUUGAUGAUGUUAAAUUCGUUAGGAUUUGAAUACAUAAAAUUUACCCCAAAAUAGUCCCAAUCCUAAUAUUUUAUCAAUAUUCAUGUUAAAAUUUAGGAGAUUUCAACAUAUUUGCAGGUCAAAUGGUAGCCAAAAGCAGUUUUUAUAUGUUCAUUUUAGCAUUUGUAGAUUGCUGUUAAAUUUGUAAGAAAUUUUAUAAAGGUUACAUUUGACAAAUAUUUUUGUUCUGACAUAUGAUGAAUGUCUCCAAAAAAAAAAAAAAAGAAGCUCAUUUGUAUACAUUUACUGGUUGAAUGAUUUUAUAACGAACAUUUCCAUUUUUUUUUUUAAAUUCAUCUCAAUUUUCAAUUGUCAAAUAUAUAUAUUAGAAUAAACAAUACAUGUACUUGUAUAAAUAUUAAUAAUUAAUUUGUAAACACUGACAUUCUUGUUCACCACCAAAUUUCAUAUCUUUUUGGAUCUUGUCUGACCUCAAUGGCAUGUUGUGUAAAAAUAAAUAUAUAUUCUUUUUCUCAAAAAAAUAUACAAAGACACACAAAAAAAAAAAAUGAAUGUAACUGUUCUAAAGAAAAUCCUAUGUUGAUAGUAUUGUAUGUGUUAUUAAGUCUUUUAUAAAAGCAUGGUUGUUGGAAGUAUAUGAGAAUUUUAAUAUGGUGGCUAGUUGAACAAAAGAUGAUUCGGUACCUAUACCAGUUAUUAAAUUUUGUACCAUUUAAUUAAAUGUUCAGGGUGUUACAUAAUGUGUAAAAAGCCUGUCUGUUUAAGAGUCAAAUAAAACCUGCAUUAUGCAAGAGCUAAAUAUGCCCAGUGUAGAUCUUUCUUUAGGCCUGAAAUGUUAUCUAAAUUAUUAAUUAGACAUUAAUUAACUUAUCCAGAGUAUAAUCAACUUGACAUACAGAGAGGGGGCAGGCGACAGCCCCUGGCAUCUUUUUUCACAGGGGCAUCCAUUCAAAGAGUCAAAUAAAACAUGCAUUAUGCAAGAGCUAAAUAUGCCCAGUUCAGGUCUUUCUUUAGGCCUGAAAUGUUAGCUAAAUUAUUAAUUAGACCAUAAUUAACUUAUCCAGACCAUAAUCAACUCCCGAUGCGAUUGUUAGCCUGCAAUAUUUAGUGGAUUUGAAUACAUCUUUGUGAUGGAUAAUUUAACGUAAAAAUGGAUAAUCAAGACUGUUUAUUAUCGUACCAACGUUAGUAAUGAAGAUCGAGGCUAGUCUAAAAUUGAAUCGCUAAUAUCUCAGUUCAGAGUGAAGCAAUUUGACUGAAAUUUUCACAUAUUCUGUUUUCAUUAUCUAUUUUUUAAUUGUUAACUGUCAACUCUUUAUCGCUGUUUACUUUGUUGUACAAGCUGUCCUACUUGAUUUCAGUAGAAAGCUUAUUUUGUUUGGUUUGACAUAGGUCUUCCUUUCUAACAUUUCUUAGUACUAGCCCUAUACUUGAGUCUUUGGGCGGGGAGGUUACAAUCGAGGAGUUGGCCCUGGGCAUUACCAAACCUCUACAUGCCACUGACUAUGAAUGUUGUCUAUUGAUAUAUAAGGGCCAAGCCAUCAGUUUUACAACUUGGUAUUAUACUUCUUGAUACUUAAGAAACACAACUUGGAAAUAAAUGAUAAUUAUCUUCUUGACUGUAAAAAUAUAACUUUAUAAUAUAUUGGAUAUAAAUUGCUUGUUGUCAGAAACUAUUAUUAUGGGUAGUUGCAUUUCUGAAGUACAAGAGUAUAUAUAUCUAUGUAUGGGUUGGAUUUUUUUGUAAAGAAUACCACUUUAACUGUAUGUAAUUGUUGUUUGUAUGAUAAUAGAUUAUAUGGUCUGAGGUGAAAGUUGUUAUUAAUUUGUUGAAAACGUUAUGUUUGUUAUUUACAUGGUUUCAGUCUAUUGUCUUUUAAACUUCAUAUGUCUAUAUUUGUACAUUUUGUUUUGUUUUACUAGGAAUAUGUUACAGUGUUUGAUUUGUGAUUAGGCUUGUGUGUGUCGCAUGUUUUUGAAUCCACCAUUCAAAUCGUGCGCUGUGGAGCCUUGGUAAUGAAUUUUGAAGACAAAGCAUGAUCAAUUGAAAAAUUUCACGAAUGUGCUUACAAUAUUUUUUCUUCUGAUGUGAUAGGAUACUGUUUUGCAAAAAUGUUUGUGAUUUUGUUAUGAAUGUGGGUUUGUGAAUAGUUGUUGAACAUUUUAAUUGUCAAGUCUUAUGUGUGUAUGUGUGAUAGACAAAUGACGUUUCUGUUUCAUGUCCUAAUUGUUUGUUCUGGUUUUUUUUUUACAAGUUUUUUUUUUUUUUAAUUUGUCCAAUGAAGAAGGAUGUUAUGAUAUAUCUUUGUCAAUGUUAUUGUAUUCACUUUGUCCAUCGAUCAUUUUAAAUCUGUUUCUCAUUGUAUUGUACAUAAAAUAUCACUUUCUGUUAAAUUUGAAUGAAGACAAACUAUAGAAAUUUCACACAAUAUGAGCACAAUUGUGAUGACUCAGUGUUGUUGAUAAAACUGUAGUGUAUUAAAAUAACACCAGCAGUUUUUUUUUUCUAUACUGUGUUCUCUAUAUAAAUGUAUAAUAUCUGGUUAUAUGGGGUGAGACUGAUUGUUGUAUAAUCUACAGAAAUUGCAUUAUUUGUUGUUACAAAUAUGUACAAUAAAAUGCUGCUAUAUACCUCUA